Molecule: messenger RNA, 1331 nt
Organism: Ananas comosus (pineapple)
Lineage: Eukaryota; Viridiplantae; Streptophyta; Magnoliopsida; Poales; Bromeliaceae
Product: protein OSB1, mitochondrial-like
Exons: 5
Coding region: 82-954 (290 amino acids)
Biological process (GO): positive regulation of helicase activity; mitochondrial DNA replication
Cellular component (GO): mitochondrial nucleoid
Molecular function (GO): single-stranded DNA binding
Source: RefSeq, a predicted model, not a curated record
CCUAGCUCGAGUCCGAGCAAGUUGGUCGGAACCCUAUUAUUUAUUCCUCCUCUUCCUCUCCGAACUGUUCCGGUCGCGAACAUGGCGCUUCUCACCCCGCUCUCCCAUUUCAAACCCCUCCUCUCCCUCCCCUCUCCAAACCCCUCCCAAAACCCUAACCCUAACCCUAACGCUUCCCCCUCCUCAUUCCUCUCCCUCCGCCGCCCUCCUCCUCCCUUCCGCAUCCGAUGCUCCGCCAACCACGGCGGCUACGGCGAGGACCGCGUCGCCCCUCCGCGGCCGCAGGAGAUCCCCUGGAGCAAGGAGCUCGCCAACUCCGUGCGUCUGAUCGGGAUCGUCGGCUCCCCCGUCCAAAUCAAGCACCUCAGCAGCGGCAAAUCCGUCGCCUGGACCCGCCUCGGCGUCCGCAAAUCCGCCGCGGAAACCACCUGGGUGAAUCUAACGUUUUGGGACGAGUUGGCGCACGCGGCGUUCCAGCAUGUGGAGAAGGGCCAUCAGGUGUUCGUUUCCGGGCGGCUCGUCUCCGAUGUCGUCGCCGAGGAGGACGACGAGAAGCGGCAGGUUUAUUACAAGGUAGUAGUUCAGCAGCUGAAUUUUGUUGAGAGGAGCUUCCCGCCGGUGUCGCUCUAUGAAUCAGAGGGAAACACGGUGUCUUCUGGUGAGAAAGUUGGAAAAUUUGAUGGUAAUUCUUCUAACUCAACCGAGGAGCUUUGGCAAGCUUUCUUUGCCAAUCCAGUGGACUGGUGGGAUAACAGGAGAAAUAAGAGGAACCCGAAAUACCCUGAUUUUAAGCAUAAGGACACCGGCGAAGCUUUGUGGAUUGAGGGCAAGUACAACCCGCCCUGGGUAAAGUCUCAGUUGGCUAUUUUGGACUCGAGGAUGAGUUCUCUGCAGGAUAAUGAAUCAAAACCUGCUGUCUCUUUCAUGUACACCGACGAGUUGACACCAUUUUAAUGUCAUCGGAUGCAAACUAUUGAUUUGCUCUGCAAGAGCCAAUUUUGCCUCCUCUGAUCAAGAACUUGCAGCUAGUUAAUAUCUCGAGAGGUAAGUUCACAUAUACUUCAAUGAGGUUUUGGAUUUGGCCCACCUGGGGAUUCUUCCUCUAUUUAUGAAUGGUCUGAAAGUUUUUUGUCGUUCAGGUAGAUGGUGUAAUGUUAAGCAAUUAUAAUUGUUGUCAUGUACAAAUAAUCUUUGUACUUGGGAAAUGGACUGGAAAGUUCUACUAUUGUAACUUAGUUUGAGAAGGAUCUGCAUUAUGAUGACUGGGAUAAGCUAUAGCUGCUUAACUCAAUUUGAUAUUUAAAUCAUGAGAUCAGUGUUGUAAACUGUUU